AUGUUUUCCGGCAGCUUGACCCAUAUAUUCCUCACUCGAGUGCUUCCGUUGCUAUUGCUUGUUCGCAUCAGUCACGGCUUCCUACGACGAUGGCGGCAGCAGCAGAAGGCUGGAAGACUCGGAUGCAAGCCCAUACCACUUGAACCAACACGAUGGCUGUUCGGAAUUGACGUUCUGCUACGCCUGCUGGAGGCAGAUCGCCAGCAGCGGACACCAGACUUCAUCGUUGAGCGAUACAACGCAAUGGGCCCUCGGUAUACCUGGCGAACGCGGAUGCUGGGCAGCGAGCACUACACCACAGCCGACCCCAAAAACAUCCAGGCAAUCUUAGCAACACAAUUCAACGAUUUUGGGAUGGGUCAAGCUCGCAGUCGGGGGCUGAAGACCGUCCUUGGCCGCAGUAUUUUCGCCGUCGAUGGACCAGAGUGGCAUAGCGCGCGCGAGGUCGUCCGACCAAUCUUUUCGCGUGAGCAGGUCUCCGACCUCGCUUUGUUGGAACGACAUCUGCAGCGCAUGCUGCUAUGCAUGCCUGGCGAACCGGAUGGCUGGACGAAACCCGUCAGUCUGGCGUCCCUCAUUCCGUGUCUGACCAUCGAUUCGGCCACGGAACUCUUCCUGGGGAAAAGUUCAGAUUCGCUCCUGAUCCGUCUGCAAGAGGAGCAGCACCAUCAGCAGAAAGACUUCCACUGGGCCUUCGAGCGGGUGCAGGAAUUGCUCAGUAAACGCCUGCGGCUCCGGAAUUUGUACUGGCUCUAUGGGACCCGGCAGAUCAAAGAAUGCGUCACCAUCCUCCACGCAUUCUGCGACCAGGCAAUCACAGAUGCAGGACAAGCCGACCAAGGAAACAAGAAGCGUUACGACCUCCUCGAGGCGCUGAUCUCGCGAUCUCCAAACCCAAGCGAAGUCCGCGACCAUGUUCUCGGCCUUCUCGCCGCGGGCCGGGACACGACAGCCUCCCUUCUCAGCUGGGUCUUCUACUGUCUCAUCCGCCAUCCGGCCAUCUUCGACAAACUCCGUCGGGUCGUUCUCGACACCUUUGGCCCCUACCAUGAGAACCAAGUUACCAUCACCUUUGAGCGUCUCAAGAGCUGCACCUACCUCCAGCACGUCCUGUCUGAGACCCUCCGCCUCCACUCCGUUGUCCCGUUCAACAGUCGCCGGGCACUACGCGAUACGACUCUCCCCAGUGGUGGCGGACCAGACGGUACAGCUCCGGUUUUCAUACCUGCUGGACAGGAAGUGAACUUCAGCAGUCAUGUCCUGCAUCGCCGCCACGAUAUCUGGGGCCCCGACGCGGACGAGUUCAUCCCGGAGCGGUGGGAGGGCAAGCGACCGGGCUGGACGUACGUCCCGUUCAACGGGGGGCCCAGGAUAUGCAUUGGGCAGCAGUUCGCGCUGACGGAGGCUGGGUAUGUGAUCUCACGGAUGCUCCAGCGGUUUGACAGGAUCCAGGGGCUAGAUGUUGAUCCCACGAGGGAUUGGCAUCAUUUCACGAUUACCUGUAGUCCGGGCCCCGGCCGCGAGAGCGUCAAGGCGACAUUGCGGAUUGCGCGGGAUAGUUGA
Molecule: messenger RNA, 1563 nt
Organism: Penicillium canescens
Lineage: Eukaryota; Fungi; Ascomycota; Eurotiomycetes; Eurotiales; Aspergillaceae
Product: cytochrome P450
Exons: 1
Coding region: 1-1563 (520 amino acids)
Molecular function (GO): iron ion binding; monooxygenase activity; heme binding
Source: RefSeq, a predicted model, not a curated record